UCUACAUCAAGAAGAACGGCUUCACCCUGCACCGCAACCCCAUCGCCCAGAGCACGGACGGGGCGCGGACCAAGAUCGGGUUCAGCGAGGGCCGCCACGCCUGGGAGGUGUGGUGGGAAGGCCCGCUGGGCACCGUGGCCGUCAUCGGCAUCGCCACGAAGCGGGCGGCCAUGCAGUGCCAGGGUUACGUGGCCCUGCUGGGCAGCGACGACCAGAGUUGGGGCUGGAACCUGGUGGACAAUAACUUGCUGCAUAACGGAGAGGUGAACGGCAGUUUCCCCCAGUGCAAUAACGCGCCCAAAUACCAGAUAGGCGAAAGGAUUCGAGUUAUCCUGGACAUGGAAGACAAAACGUUAGCGUUUGAGAGGGGCUAUGAGUUCUUGGGAGUUGCCUUCAGAGGACUGCCAAAAGUUUGCCUGUAUCCAGCAGUGUCUGCUGUGUAUGGUAACACAGAAGUGACUUUGGUCUACCUGGGAAAACCUCUGGAUGGAUGACGUGGAUUGUUUCGUUGGGACGGCGAGAUGUGGAUGACUGGGAGGAGAAAUCUGCAUGUUGGUUAGAGGGAAACGUGUAUUAGAGGGAAAACAAGAAAGCGUGGGUGUGUGUCCAAGAACCAUCGAGAGUAUCACAUGGAGUUUUGAAACGGAGGACCAGCCAUACUUCAGGAAUUGUGCUACAUUUCCUCUUUCUACCAGGCCAGAAAAAUCCUCAGGGUUGCAGUUGGUUGAGUGGGAAGCUGACACAUGCAUGUUGCACCAACAGAUCCCAUUGCUCAGAUGGCGAUGUGUGACCUCAAAUAUUUAAGAAAGGAUUUAAUAUAAAACUGCUUGAGGAAAUUAACCUGAGAUGUGUAAGUAGCGUGUUUUGUGAAAGACUCCCAUUUUAAAACUGCUUGUUCCUUCCCUUUCCUUCCUUUCCCUUUUCCCUCCUUCGGGCCGACGUGGGUGCCGGAGGAGAGCGAGU
Tauraco erythrolophus (red-crested turaco) is the source of this 963-nucleotide messenger RNA. NCBI's taxonomy places the organism in Eukaryota, Metazoa, Chordata, Aves, Musophagiformes, Musophagidae. The record is from RefSeq and is a predicted model, not a curated record.